AUGUCUCUGAACCAGAUGCAAAUCAAGCAGGAGCUCACGCUCCCGCCCGGUUUGGGUAAAACCACCCCAAAACAGAGCCCGGAGCUGGCGCAGCAUCCCCAAAUCCCGGUUCCAAAAUGCCCGGAAAAAGCGAUUCCAGAGCCGGGCGUGGAACUGGGACAAGGGGAAGCUCCGGUGCCGCAGUGCCCGCCCCAGGAGCAGCAGCUGCAAAGUGAAUUCCCUCCGAAAUUCCCGAAAUCCGAAGAGAAAUCCUGCCCGGAACAGGUGGCGGCGACGCUGGAGGAGCAGGAGGAGAUCCCGGUUCCCGUGGCUGCUCCCGAGCUCCAGGAGAAGCAGCAGUGCCGGGAAAUCCCGUGCAAAGAAAUCCCGGUGUCCAUCCCUGAUCCUGUCCAGUGCGCCCAGGAAAAGCAGGAAAUCCAGGAAAUCCCGGUGUCCGUACCAGAAAAGCAGGAAUGCAAGGACACCCCUGUCCCCAUCCCAGUUUCAUGCCCUGAUCCCGUUCCUUGUGCCCAGGAAAAGCAGGAAUGCCAGGAAACUCCCGUGCCAGUCCCGGUGUCGAGCCCUGAACCCGUCCCGCAUUCCCAGGAAAAACAGGAAUGCAAGGAAAUCCCGGUGUCCAUCCCAGAAAAGCAGGAGUGUAAAGAAAUCCCGGUGUCCAUCCCAGAAAAACAGGAAUUCCAGGAAACCCCGAUCCCAGCCCCACUCCCAGACCCCGUCCCGUGUUCCCAGGAAAAGCAGGAAUUCCAGGAAAUCCAGGAAAUCCAGGAAAUCCAGGAGAUCCCAGUCCCGGUUCCCAACCCGGAGCAGCGCUCCCUUCCCGAGAAAUUCCCUCCCCUGGAGCAGCAGCUGGAGCAACCCGGCCUGUGGCAGAAGUAG
This is a messenger RNA of Catharus ustulatus (Swainson's thrush), 876 nucleotides long. RefSeq names its product pollen-specific leucine-rich repeat extensin-like protein 1. The record is from RefSeq and is a predicted model, not a curated record. NCBI's taxonomy places the organism in Eukaryota, Metazoa, Chordata, Aves, Passeriformes, Turdidae. The transcript is spliced from 3 exons. The coding region runs from base 1 to 876 and encodes 291 amino acids.